Molecule: messenger RNA, 1296 nt
Organism: Anthostomella pinea
Lineage: Eukaryota; Fungi; Ascomycota; Sordariomycetes; Xylariales; Xylariaceae
Source: the annotation of a GenBank genome assembly
AUGGCAGCCAAGAAAGACUUCGAGAUCGCCAUCGUCGGCGGCGGCAUCGCCGGCAUAACCCUGGCCAUCGCCCUCCUGAAACACAACAUCCCCGUGCAAGUCUACGAGCAGGGCCACGCUUUCUCAGAGAUCGGCGCCGGCGUGGCCUUCGGGCCCAACGCCGUGCGCGCCAUGGAUUACUGCGACCAGAGCGUCCGAUACGCUUUUGACGAGGUCGCCACGCGCAACCAGUGGGCGUCCAAGCAGACGGUGUACUUCGACUUCCUCGACGGCAUGGCGAAGACGAAGCCGAAGGUCGACAGGGACAUCCUCUUCACCCUCGAGAACCAGGUCGGCGCUAAUUCGGUGCACCGCGCCGACUUCAUGGAGCAGAUGGCCAAACUCGUCCCGAAGGACCUGGCCCACUUCCGGAAGCGCCUCGAGGACGUGACCGAGGACGCCGGUACGGGACGGCUGAGAAUGAAAUUUACCGACGGGACGACCGCCGAGGCGGACGCGGUCAUCGGCUGUGACGGCAUCAAGUCGCGCACGAGGCAGCUCAUUGUAGGCGAGGACCAUCCUUCUGCAAAGCCGCAUUACUCGCAAAAAUACGCAUACCGCGCCGUCAUGCCGAUGCAGCGCGCCAUCGAGGCCGUCGGCGGGGAGAGAGCCGAGAACGCCUGUCUAUGGAUGGGCGAGAAAGCUCACGUCCUGACCUUCCCCAUCAACCACGGAAAGACAUUCAACCUGGUAGCCAUCGUCACGGACGACAAGGAAUGGCCUGACGUCACCCACCUCACGCUCCCAGCGCACAAGGACGAGGCCCUCAAGGACUACAGCCACUUCGGGGACUCCGUCCUCAAGAACCUCGAGAUGGUGGACGACAACGUUGACAGGUGGGCACUCUUCGACACCUGCGACCACCCGGUCCCCACCUUCUACAAAGGCCGCCUCUGCAUCUCGGGCGACGCCGCGCACGCCACGACGCCGCACCACGGCGCCGGCGCGGGGUUCUGCAUCGAGGACUCGGCCGUCCUCACCCACCUGCUCACCGACGAGCGGGUGACAGCCCCCGGCGACCUGGAGUCCGUCUUCGCCGCCUUCAACGCCAACCGCAAGGAGCGGGACCAGUGGCUCGUGGCGGACAGCCGAAGGACGGGCGAGAUCUACGAGUUCAACACCGAGGAUCCCGGGAAGGACCUGACCAAGAUCGAGAAGGAGCUGCGCGAGAGCUUCGGCAAGGUCUGGGACUAUGAUCUUGAGACGGCGCUGGAGACGGCUAGGGAGGACCUUGGCUCUCGGCUGGGCAAGAAGUAG